This is a messenger RNA of Mesoplodon densirostris (Blainville's beaked whale), 5297 nucleotides long. It is a transcript of the gene TRIM33, whose product is annotated as tripartite motif containing 33. The record is from RefSeq and is a predicted model, not a curated record. The coding region runs from base 37 to 3420 and encodes 1127 amino acids. NCBI's taxonomy places the organism in Eukaryota, Metazoa, Chordata, Mammalia, Artiodactyla, Ziphiidae. The transcript is spliced from 20 exons. Gene Ontology annotation, molecular function: protein binding; zinc ion binding.
GGCGCGGGGCGGUCCGGCGGGUUCAAAGAGGAAAACAUGGCGGAAAACAAAGGCGGUGGCGAGGCUGAGAGCGGCGGCGGGGGCAGCAGCAGCGCGCCGGUAACUGCCGGGGCCGCCGGGCCCGCGGCGCAGGAGGCGGAGCCGCCUCUCGCCGCGGUGCUGGUGGAGGAGGAGGAGGAGGAAGGCGGCAGGGCCGGCGCGGAGAGCGGCGCGGCCGGGCCCGACGACGAGGGGGUGGCCGCGGCCUCCUCGGGCUCGGCCCCGGCUGCCUCAGCCCCUGCAGCCUCAGUGGGCUCUGGAAUUCUCGGGGGGGCGGUAUCGACGCCGGCCCCAGCUCCGGCUUCGGUUCCUGCUCCGGGUCCCUCGGCGGGGCCGCCUCCAGGACCGCCAGCCUCGCUCCUGGACACCUGCGCCGUGUGUCAGCAGAGCCUGCAGAGCCGGCGUGAGGCGGAGCCCAAGCUGCUGCCCUGUCUUCACUCUUUCUGCCUGCGCUGUCUGCCGGAGCCCGAGCGCCAACUCAACGUGCCCAUCCCGGGGGGCAGCAACGGCGACAUCCAGCAAGUUGGUGUAAUACGGUGCCCAGUAUGCCGCCAAGAAUGCAGACAGAUAGACCUUGUGGAUAAUUAUUUUGUGAAAGAUACAUCUGAAGCUCCUAGCAGUUCUGAUGAGAAAUCAGAACAGGUAUGUACUAGUUGUGAAGACAAUGCAAGUGCAGUUGGCUUUUGUGUAGAAUGUGGAGAGUGGCUAUGUAAGACAUGUAUUGAAGCACAUCAAAGAGUAAAAUUCACUAAAGAUCACUUGAUCAGGAAGAAAGAAGAUGUCUCAGAGUCUGUUGGAGCAUCUGGUCAGCGCCCUGUUUUCUGCCCUGUACACAAACAAGAACAGUUGAAACUUUUCUGUGAAACAUGUGAUAGGCUGACAUGUAGAGACUGUCAGCUAUUGGAACACAAAGAACAUAGGUAUCAAUUUUUAGAAGAAGCUUUUCAAAACCAGAAAGGUGCAAUUGAGAAUCUACUGGCUAAGCUUCUUGAGAAGAAGAAUUAUGUUCAUUUUGCAGCUACUCAGGUGCAGAAUAGGAUAAAAGAAGUAAAUGAGACUAACAAACGAGUAGAACAGGAAAUUAAAGUGGCCAUUUUCACCCUUAUCAAUGAAAUUAAUAAGAAAGGAAAAUCUCUGUUACAGCAGCUAGAGAAUGUUACAAAAGAAAGACAGAUGAAGUUACUACAGCAACAGAAUGACAUCACAGGCCUUUCCCGGCAGGUGAAGCAUGUUAUGAACUUUACAAACUGGGCAAUUGCUAGUGGUAGCAGCACGGCACUACUGUACAGCAAGCGACUGAUUACUUUUCAAUUGCGCCAUAUUUUGAAAGCACGGUGUGAUCCUGUCCCUGCUGCUAAUGGAGCAAUACGUUUCCAUUGUGAUCCCACCUUCUGGGCAAAGAACGUAGUCAAUUUAGGUAAUCUAGUAAUAGAGAGUAAACCAGCUCCUGGUUAUACUCCUAAUGUUGUAGUUGGGCAAGUUCCACCAGGGACAAACCACAUUAGUAAAACCCCUGGACAGAUUAACUUAGCACAGCUUCGGCUCCAGCACAUGCAACAACAAGUGUAUGCACAGAAACAUCAGCAGUUGCAACAGAUGAGGAUGCAGCAGCCACCUGCACCUGUACCAACAACAACAGCAACAACACAGCAGCACCCUAGACAAGCAGCCCCUCAGAUGUUACAACAACAGCCUCCAAGAUUGAUCAGUGUGCAAGCAAUGCAAAGAGGCAACAUGAACUGUGGAGCUUUCCAAGCCCAUCAGAUGAGAUUGGCUCAGAAUGCUGCCCGAAUACCAGGGAUACCCAGGCACAGUGGCCCUCAGUAUUCCAUGAUGCAGCCACACCUCCAAAGACAACACUCAAACCCAGGGCAUGCUGGACCCUUUCCUGUUGUGUCGGUGCACAACAACCCAGUCAAUCCAACCAGCCCUACUACAGCUACUAUGGCAAAUGCAAAUCGAGGUCCCACCAGCCCAUCUGUUACAGCAAUAGAACUAAUUCCUUCAGUUACCAAUCCAGAAAACCUUCCGUCGCUGCCAGAUAUUCCACCCAUACAGUUGGAAGAUGCUGGUUCAAGUAGUUUAGAUAAUCUACUAAGUAGAUACAUCUCAGGCAGUCACCUACCCCCACAGCCCACAAGCACCAUGAAUCCCUCCCCAGGACCCUCUGCCCUAUCUCCAGGAUCAUCAGGUUUAUCCAAUUCUCACACACCUGUGAGACCCCCUAGUACUUCUAGUACUGGUAGUCGAGGCAGCUGUGGGUCUUCAGGAAGAACUGCUGAGAAGACAGGUCUUAGUUUCAAGUCUGAUCAAGUGAAAGUCAAGCAAGAACCUGGCACUGAAGAUGAAAUAUGUAGCUUUUCAGGAGCUGUGAAACAGGAAAAGACAGAGGAUGGCAGGAGGAGUGCCUGCAUGUUGAGCAGUCCUGAGAGUAGCUUGACACCACCUCUUUCAACUAGCCUGCAUCUGGAGAGUGAGUUGGACGCAUUAGCAGGCCUGGAAAACCACGUGAAAACUGAACCUGCAGAUGUGAAUGAAAGCUGCAAACAGUCAGGGCUCAACAGCCUUGUUAAUGGAAAGUCCCCAGUUCGAAGUCUCAUGCACAGGUCGGCAAGGAUUGGAGGAGAUGGCAGCAGCAAAGAUGAUGACCCAAAUGAAGAUUGGUGUGCUGUCUGCCAAAAUGGAGGGGAUCUCUUGUGCUGUGAAAAAUGUCCAAAGGUCUUUCAUCUAACUUGUCAUGUUCCAACACUUCUUAGCUUUCCAAGUGGGGACUGGAUAUGCACAUUUUGCAGAGAUAUUGGGAAACCAGAAGUUGAAUAUGAUUGUGAUAAUUUGCAACAUAGUAAGAAGGGGAAAACUGCACAGGGGUUAAGCCCCGUGGACCAAAGGAAGUGUGAACGUCUUCUGCUUUACCUCUAUUGCCAUGAAUUAAGUAUUGAAUUCCAGGAGCCAGUUCCUGCUUCGAUACCAAACUACUAUAAAAUUAUAAAGAAACCUAUGGAUUUAUCCACCGUGAAAAAGAAGCUUCAGAAAAAACAUUCCCAACACUACCAAAUCCCAGAUGACUUUGUGGCUGAUGUUCGUUUGAUCUUCAAGAACUGUGAAAGGUUUAAUGAAAUGAUGAAAGUUGUUCAAGUUUAUGCAGAAACACAAGAGAUUAAUUUGAAGGCUGAUUCAGAAGUAGCUCAGGCAGGGAAAGCAGUUGCAUUGUACUUUGAAGAUAAACUCACAGAGAUCUACUCAGACAGGACCUUCGCACCUUUGCCAGAGUUUGAGCAGGAAGAGGAUGAUGGUGAGGUAACUGAGGACUCUGAUGAAGACUUUAUACAGCCCCGCAGAAAACGCCUAAAGUCAGAUGAGAGACCAGUACAUAUAAAGUAAAAUGACAUGAACUUAAAUCAAUUGUUUAAAAAAAGAAAAGAAUGAAAAACUUUUAUUUAAGUGUUGCUGGAAUAUCCUGCCUACAGUGGGCACCUCCUUGAAGAAGCUAAUAGCUUUUACACAGUAUUAGAUUGAAAUAAUGGACAGAAAACACAUUCUUGUCAAGAAAGGGGGGAAGGACUCUAUUUGCAACUUUAAAAGUAAAAACAAAAGUGAAAGUAAAAUGACUUGAAGAUUUCUGUUACCACAGAGAAUGGUUCUGAUUGUUAGAAUGGGCAGAUGUUGAUGAUCACUUGGUAUUGAUUGGUGCAGAUACUGAGUGUUCAAGUACUUAAGGGUCAUGUCACUGGUUAAAUUGUCUCUUUGGAGUAGAGUGCACAAUUAUUAAACCAACUUUUAUGCCUCCCCCUCCAUACAUAUACAUACUGGCUUAUUUUCUAGUUAAAAAUCAAAGUUGCUCAGAUUCCACUUUGAUGUCAGUGCAGAUGUGCAUUGCAUCAUGCUGUUAUAUUUUCUCUCAUUUUGAUGCUGUUGGGCCUUAGUUUUAUAUUGGUUUAAAGAACUCAACAGUAGUUUAUUUUCUGUUCAUACUUAAGAGUCUAGGAAACGUGACCAUUGAUCAUCAUUUAAUCAACUUUAAUGUUCUACUGAAAUAAAUAUGGUAACUUUUCAGUAGCAGAUCAUUUACAGUAGUCAUUUCCAGAAGACACUUCCACAGAAUUGCACUUCCAGAUCAAAUCAUCUGAUCAUAGUUAUUCCUGUGAAAGGUAGAAUGUUUGUUUGAAAGUUAAUCUAGUUUUCUGUACAUUUAAAAUUUGAUUGAGACGGUGACAGCUGGCUCUUAUCCAGUCUUCCUUCAUAUCGGUUUUCUGAUAGACCACUAUUGGCAAACAGUAAUCUGUCAACUACCAAAUGUGUAAAAUUUUCUGUAUUUCACUUUGUCUUAUUUGUAAAUAGUGAACUAAAACUUCUGGCAGAUCAGCAACAUUUGCUGAGCCUGUUUUUUAAGCUAAUAUGUAUUCUUACUAAUGUUCCUAUCAAGAAUGGGUUUGUAAUAUAUGCUGUCUAUUUCUAAUGUUCACAUUCAUAUUUUGAGGUUCUAUCUUAUUUUAAUAGAGAACAGACUUCUCAGAAAAUCUUCAGAAGCAGCUUAUUAUUAAAAUAUCAAAAUAUUGAAAUAAACCCGGUGGGGUUAGAGUACUCAUCCGUCCACCAAGUGGGACAUUUGCAUGGACUGGGGGCUUAAAGGACGUAGAAGAGACCUGUAAGUAUAUCCUGAAAAUGAGCCAAUCAAUCCCCACUUGAAUGGUUACUGGAGUAAACCCACCUUUACUACUCUGAUUUUAGCGCCCGAGGCAGAUAAACCACCUUGGCUCUGUUUCAUUUUUCUUCUCUUCAUUUGUGAUGCUCAGAUCCAAGAUGCGUGUUCUAGACUGUGUACAGGCUUCUCUUUUGUUGAGUUAAAAAUUUUAGUCCUACUUUUGUAUGGACAUGUUAGAAUGUAAAGUGACCAAAAUAGAAGACUUGCCAUUAGAUAUUUUUCAGACAUCAGCAGAUUUGUGGCAAAUCAUUUGCCUUUUUAAAAAUUCAGCUUGAACAGUUCAGACAGUAGACUACUCAGAAAAAAUUAUUUGACAUAAUUGUCUAAGAGGUUAAUAUUUUUUAGUGCAUAUUGAAUCAAAUAAAGUGCUCUAAAGAAGUUAUUAUACAAAUUUCUUUGGGUUGUUUUUCUUUUCUUAACAAGUGGUGGGGAUAAAAAUGAAUAUGAUUCAAGCCUUCUGAUGGUAUAUUGGUUUUAUUAUUGCUGUUGACUUCAUUCUGUGGCUUUCUUUUAGCUUCUUUUUCAGUUUCCUUAUAAGUUAAACUUCAAAACAUAU